Messenger RNA from Westerdykella ornata, 1493 nucleotides. RefSeq names its product synaptic glyco protein SC2. Gene Ontology annotation, molecular function: oxidoreductase activity, acting on the CH-CH group of donors. Bases 268 to 1185 code for a protein of 305 amino acids. Gene Ontology annotation, biological process: very long-chain fatty acid biosynthetic process. The transcript has 3 exons. The record is from RefSeq and is a predicted model, not a curated record. Lineage: Eukaryota; Fungi; Ascomycota; Dothideomycetes; Pleosporales; Sporormiaceae.
GUGUUCACUUGUGAGACGACUGCUGCUCUAUGUGAUGAUGGUUGUGCCAGCGUUCGAGCUGCCCUACCUUAGGACCCAGGACGUUCCCGAGGUCCCAAAGGGCUUGUCGUCUGCUCUGGGAUCUAACCGCUUUCGGAUAAGUGUGCGAAUGGGAGCAGCUCCCCGCCAACUUGGAAAAGUUCCGCGACAAGCCUUUUGUUUCUUCUACUCUACACACUGACCCGUUGACAGUGUUCACUUCAUUUUCGACUGAAGAAAAGGGUCAAAAUGGCCUCCUCUCCUAUUACACUGGUCGUGCGCCCUCGUGGACGCCCGAUCAGAAACCUGCCGGAAACCAUCACGGUCAGCCCCGAUGCUGGCACCACCGAAAUCUUUGAGAAGAUUGCAGAUGCCUCUCAAUUCUCCAUCCACCGGCUGCGAGUCACAAAGGGCAGCGAUGGAACACCAAUUCCCAAGUCGACCGAGAUUCCAGUGCACGACACAGGGCUUCGGAACAAGAGCGCGGUGGACGUGAAGGACUUAGGUCCGCAGAUUGGCUGGCAAACCGUGUUCCUGAUCGAGUAUCUGGGUCCCAUCCUCAUCCACCCUCUUUUCUACUACGGCCGCUCCUUCAUAUACGGUACCUCUGAGCCCCCAUCGAAACUCCAGACCAUCUCCUUCAUCAUGUUCGUGUUACACUUUCUGAAGCGCGAAUACGAGACGCUCUUUGUGCACCGCUUCUCGGCCGCGACGAUGCCGUUCAAGAACGUCUUCAGGAACAGUGCGCACUAUUGGCUCCUAUCUGGGUUAAAUUCGGCGUUCUGGAUCUACUCUCCGAACUCGCCCACCGCGGGCCCGUCGAACCCUCUUAUAACCUAUACUGGCAUCGCGCUCUAUGUGAUCGGGGAGCUGUGCAACUUCUCCACGCACAUGACGCUCCGCAAUCUGCGACGACCAGGUAGCACGGAUCGGGGGAUUCCGAAGGGCCUCGGGUUCAACAUCGUAACCUGUCCGAAUUAUACUUUCGAAAUCAUCUCGUGGGUGGGUGUCUGGCUGGUGACCUGGAGCCUCAGCACGGCCGUGUUCCUAGUGGCAGCGAUUGCGCCGAUGACUGCUUGGGCCGUGAAGAAGGAGAAGCGCUAUCGCAAGGAGUUUGGGGACAAGUACAAGCGCAAGAGGUUCGUCAUCAUGCCCGGGAUCUACUAGGGCGUAGGGUGGCGCAGCCCAAGGAAGGGAACGGCUGGGGAACUGAAAACAGGCGACGAACGAAAAGUCUUAUGGGAGCAUGUCCGUUGCGUUAUAUCUGUCAUCCUGUCCACUUUCGAGUAAGGCUGAAUCGCGACAUUGCCUUCGAAAUCGGCGGUGCAUCCAUUUCGAUGCUCUGCAUUUCGCGUACUACUUUGUUCCCCCAUUACUUGUCUUUUCCGCCUUUCCCGUAGACUAGUGGCACCCAACAUUGGACGGACCGGAGCGGAUGUCCCACGUUGCACAGCUCUAUUUUUCAGCAAACACGU